AUGCCCAGCUCCUCGCUCCUGGGCCACCUGCCGAGGGCUCCCACACAAUCCCGGGGCCAGAUCCUGCGCCCAGGCCGCUCUCCGGGGAGGGUCACACCUGUCUCUUCCCAACGCCUGGAGUCCCCCUUCUCCAUCGAGGCCCUCCUAGCCAGGCCCGACCCCCGAACACCCGCAGCCUCCCUGCUGUCAGUCUCCGCCUGCGCAGCCUCUGGCCUCUGCACCGCUGCCUCCUGGCCUCGGGCCCGUGCUGUGCCCUGGGCGUGCCCCGCGGCCUGGAUGCCUGCCUACCUGAGCGUGGGUCUCUACCAGCCGUGCCCCCAACCCGCUGUGCUGGGGCUGCGCAUGGCUCACUUCUGUGGCCUCCAGGGUCUCAGUGUCACAGGCUUGGAGCUGGCUCACUGCCCAGGCCUCUGGAGCUCCCCAGACAGGGCCCCAGCUGAGGAUCUUCAGGACACCAAGAGACCCCAAAAGAGGGUUCGAACUAUGUUUAACUUGGAGCAGCUGGAAGAGUUGGAGAAAGUGUUUGCAAAACAGCACAAUCUGGUGGGGAAGAAAAGAGCCCAGUUGGCUGCCCAGCUCAACCUUACAGAGAACCAGGUGAGAGUCUGGUUCCAAAACCGCAGGGUCAAGUAUCAGAAGCAGCAGAGGCUGAAACCGCCAGCUGUGUCUGCUAUGACUGCAUCCCCCAGCAAGCCCUCUAGCAGCUUGGACACCAGCAUGCAAAGAGAAGACACCAAAUCAGGAGCGAACAGCUGA
Molecule: messenger RNA, 756 nt
Organism: Condylura cristata (star-nosed mole)
Lineage: Eukaryota; Metazoa; Chordata; Mammalia; Eulipotyphla; Talpidae
Gene: NOTO
Product: notochord homeobox
Exons: 3
Coding region: 1-756 (251 amino acids)
Biological process (GO): central nervous system development; neuron differentiation
Molecular function (GO): DNA binding
Source: RefSeq, a predicted model, not a curated record